Messenger RNA from Dermatophagoides farinae (American house dust mite), 633 nucleotides. Its product is annotated as acylphosphatase-2. Lineage: Eukaryota; Metazoa; Arthropoda; Arachnida; Sarcoptiformes; Pyroglyphidae. The record is from RefSeq and is a predicted model, not a curated record. Gene Ontology annotation, molecular function: acylphosphatase activity.
AAUUUAUAAUGUUGACAGAAUCGACAAUUCAAACGAAAACAAAGUCAUUUUUUUAGAGGAAAUUUUCGAAUUCAUUUUUAAAGAUUCUUUGACUGUGUUUGUAUCGGUUAAUUUCUGUGUUUGGUAGUUUUAAAUAAUAUUGAAACAGCGUUGAAAAUUGAAAAAAAUGAUUACCGGAAUGCAUCAAUAUUCUACAAUAAAAACAUCGUAUGAUGAUGUGCGUAAAUCCUAUGUAUCGGAUGUGAAUCCCUAUCGUCCAAUGAUCGUACAAGUUGAUUUUGAAGUUGGUGGCGAAGUUUCAGGCGUCUAUUUUAGCAAAUACGCUAAAAACAUAGCCGAAACAUUGGAUGUAAAGGGAUGGAUUCGUGUUAAUUCUCGUGGUUCCGUUUAUGGACAAAUUCAAGGUGAAAAAGAUAAGGUGGAUGAAAUGGUAAUUUGGCUGACUACACAGGGAAGUCCAUUCUCAAAAAUUCGUUGCUGUAUGAUGAAAAAUUGGAAAAUUAUUGACAAUUGUGACUUCAGAAAUUUUACGAUAAGAUAUUAAUUAUUCAUCAUUAAUUGAUCAGUUUGAUUUAACUGGAAUGAUAACAAUAAUGAAAUAAAACAUUUUCUGUGCAAGAAAAACAAAACAAA